AAGUGUGCAGCGAGCUCCUGAAUCCACGCGGGUGACGCGGUCUUUGAUGCAAAAUUUAUUACGUUGGUACUUCCUACUGCUAAAUGCUUGGCUAAAAAAUGUAAACAAGGCUGCCGCAUUCAAGAGUGAAGAGAAGACAGCACACGUGUUUUUCAUUCUAUUCUAUCAUAAUCAACCAGACUUUCGUUUUAACAAUUGAUGAAUGUCGUAAUUACUUGCCAAGCAAUAAUUUACCAGGAAAGUGGUCUGCAUGCCUGCGAUACUUGAGAACAACAGUGAAAGCAAAACCAAUCGGUUGAGCACCAAAAUGAAAAGGAAAAAGGAAUUGUCGCCCCAGAAAAUGGAAGUUGACGAAAAGAAUGGGAAGGUGAAAAGAAAACGGAAAAUCGAGGAAGUUUCAGCGAUGGACGAGGAAAACAAAGGCGACAGAUCCAGUGAAAGUGAGUUAUCAGAUGGAUCUAAUGGAGAUGAGUUUGAAGAAUCAGUUAGAGCACCAGAGCCUUUCAAUAAAACUAGAGUUGUCAAGUUCGAUGCUAACUUUUUUCGAAGGAAAAUCUUUUCAAGGGAAGGAGGCACAGAACUGAAACUCUUUGCCAAACUGUUGAAUGAAAAAGAAGAAAAUGAUGGUGAUGAUUAUAUCAAGGAGUAUAUUGAUGCAGGUGGCAGCGCUCGAGAAAUUCUUGAAGCACUUUCACAAUUCAGACAUGCAGAACCAGGAAGCGCAAUGGCGGCAUUGAAAAUCCUGACUAUUUUGUUUCUGAAGACAUUACGAGAAUAUCCGGAAAAGCAAGUUGAAGCCGAAGAAGUAGCACUUCAACUGAUUCAAACUGCUGCCCCAUUUUUGAACUCUCUGCUCAUUAGCAAACAUAGACCUCCAAACGUUGUGACUGGACUUAAACUUCUGACAGCCAUGGUGAGUUUGUCACCAAAAGUUGGAAAGGAAGUUCUGCGAGUGAUAUCUUUGGGCAAAGACGAGAUCUGGUUUUUGACUAGCCACGGCAACAAACCCAACGAGAGAGGCAAUGUCCAUAUUCGCAAAAACUAUCUCUUUUUCCUGAUGGCAUUUUUGAUCGACAAGGAUUCAAACAUUAUCCAACUUCUCAUGGCUAAAGAAAAUGUUGUUGGAUCUGCCCUUCUUGGUUUAAUGCACGACGCUGCUCCGAUUGUUAACCUCAUCUUAACAACUCUGCGAUCCAAUGUUAUUGAAAACUUAAACGUUGUUAAAAGGCUGAAGCAAUCUGCAUUCAACACAAGAGUUUUGGAAGCAUUGGUCACGCUGUACGAGUGGCAAGGCCAAAGCAAGCUUAACAGAUAUAGAAAGAAGAAGAAAAUAGAGACAGCUUCUGAAGAAGAACUUCAUUUGGUUCAAGAAAGUAUUCAUGCUUUUCUGAAAACUCUGCUUACGUCCUACAAGUAUGGAGUCGUUUUCCAGACCACUACGACAGAAGUCGCAAAGAACCAUAAUCAGCAGGCAUUUUCUGUUUUGAGAAAAUUGCAAAGACCUUGGGACUGUCCGCUCAGAGGCGAUCUCCUGAUCAGUGUGCUCAAGGCUUGCCCAACAUUGUUGAAGCCCACUUUGGCCAUUUACACUGAGGCUCUAACCCCUCGACCAACUUUGACAUGGGUGAAGUCUCUCGAAUUUUUCAUCAAAGUCCUGGAAUCUGUUGACAUGGGAUCAUUUACGAUUCAUGAACCUGAUAGACCAAACCCUAAAAUGCUGACCAACAUGAUUUGCUGCAUAGCUUUACCAGUCUCUCUUCUGAGCGCCGUUCUAACACCUGGUCUCUCGAAUUCCCACGCUGCAGUCAAAGAGGCUACUUGCCGACUGCUGUCCUGCGUCUUUUCUCGUCUCAGCCUCCAUCUAAGAAGGUGCCAAGAACUUUUCCAUCUUCAUGAAAACUUUUGUGACUCUGUGAGGAGCCAAAUACAACACCAACUAUCAAACAUUCUUCCUCAUGUAUCACUAAUUUGGGAAGCAUGGAAUUUAGUCGUUGAUGAUGCUGAGGAGCUAGAAGAUAAAAGUCUGACGACCAAAUCGACCAAGAAACUUAACAUUCCUACUUUGGAUGCAUCGAUUCUUCCUGGAGUGACUUUACCAGCUGGGCCCCAGUCUUUGAGAGUGCCAACAAAAUCUGACCAAUUAGCUACUUACUUGUCAGCUCUCUUGGGCUACCAAGAUUGGCUACCUCACUGGUUAGAAAUGAGCUGGGGUGGUAAAAGUUCCACUAAAAUCCUUUCAUCGAUCAAAAGCGCCGUUGACCUUCUAGAAGGCAAAGACAAUAAUGACCUUAAGAUGAAAGCGGUCAGCCUUCUGACCAACUUGGACCAAAUGACAAUUUCUCCAAAUCAGACAAUUUUCUCCUGGGCCAUAGAAAUUCUUGUUAAUGGAAGCUACAAAAAUCCAGAAGCAUGCAGCACUCUAUUAAAAAUUCUUCAGCAAAUUGGAGUGCUCUUAGAGAAUGAUGAUGAACUGGAAGUAUGGAUUUUGAGCACAAGCGGAAGAGAGGAUUGCAAAACAGUUCUUUCAAGUGCGAUUGUCCUUUUGUCUAAAAAUUUGGUUGAUUUCACUGAAAAGCAAUAUGAGUUGAUUAGUCGUGGCGAAGUCAGCUCUACAAAAUCACACAUUGACCAGCUCGAUGAUAUGCUUGAAGAGUUGCAGCAGGAAGACAACAAAAUAAGCGGCACCGCGUACACGGGCCCAUAUCAAGACGUUGCUUUUAGUCCACUGCUGGUGGUUCUGCUGCAGCUGGCCAAGGAAAAGUCGUUUGCACAAAAGCUGCCAGCUUUGCAACACAUGGUCCAGGGAGCAACUAUCCAACUUCUACUCCAACAACCAUCUCCACACUACUUGAUCAAUGUAAUCAAGUCAAAUAUCAAGCAGUAUCCUGCAGAAUUUUCAGCACUGAUUCAGGAUUGCUCUUCCUUUCCAAUGGACUUCUUGAGUUCCACAGAGAGAAAAUUCUUCUCUUACCUGAAUGGAGAAAACUCGAAGCUUCCAAAGUCAUUGGAGCUACCAGAAAGUCAACUGAAACAACUGUGCAGACUAGUUGUGUACAAUGCUGCGCGGAAAGUGGACUCCGGGAAAUUUGAUGAAUCAGCGCUGAAAACGCAUUGGAAGGCAUUGGAGAAGAUUCUGAACAAAAUGACUUCAAGUAGCCAGGUUAGGUGCUUGGAACUUGUCAUUUGCCAUCCUGUUAUGCUCGACAAUUUUUCACUUCACGAGAAAUCUCCGUCCAGUUUAAUAGCAAGCUAUUUCCUGCUGAAAGUGAUUCCGCUUCUUGGAGAACACCCAGCUUUGACCCCUCUGCGACUGAAGGCAUUGCAUGAACUAAAAAAGAGCCUUGCUAAAGAUGGUGCAAAAUUGAAUAAACUUGAAUGGUGCCACCCAAAAAAAUUGGGAGAUUUGCUCCUACAACUGAGCCUUGAUGUUGAAGAUGUUCAAUCAAUUCUGAAAAAGCUGUUGCAUUUACCCUCUACCGUUUGGACAUCUCAAGGAGAGAACGUGUCUCAACUUUUAGCCUGCUUGCUGUCGAGCAUUCUCCAGCGAAUCUUGGCUCUCCGGAAUGUAGCCGCUGAAAACACCCAAAAUUUGAGCUUGUCUGAGAAAGAGAUGACCAAGAUCCUGGAAAUAACCUCAAAUCUGCUUCAGAAAGAAGAUUUGGAGUUUGAGCGUCUUGAAAACUCCUUGCACAUGUACCUUAGCACAUAUCCUCAUCAUGUUAGGAACAUUGCAACAGAUUUUCCUCUUGUAUUACUAAAGAAAGAAAGUGAAAUAUGUUUAAAGCUUGCUCAGAUAUGUGUGACUUGGUCAGACUGUACUGACUUACAAAAGUUGGAAAACUGGGCCAAGCAUGUGGAGAUAGGAAAAAGCCUUCCAAUAUACAGGAGUCUAUUGAGGCGCAGUGGAAAAGAUUUGUCACAUUACGAGGCAGCCAUUUGGCCUGAAAUUCAAGAGACAUUGUUUGAGACUUUGAUCAGUGCAAUCCAUUCAGAUGAUGAUAAAAAAGCUUUAUUAGGUAAAAACAAGGACGCUGUUUUAAAAUUAAUAGAAGAAUGCUAUGACAAAACUGCUGCAUCUAAAAAAAUACUCAAGUUGCUGCAAACCAGUUUUGCAUCCGAUACAAACACCGUUCAAUACAUGUGCAGCAUCAUUUCAAAAGGACACCAGAAAAGCCUUCCAGCUCUUGUUUUGUGGCUUUUGAAAAGCAUCGUAAAGCUACAGGUUACCCCUGAUGAUCCAUUGAUGUCCACCCUUUGUGAAGAGCUAUUGCGGGUGUUAAGAGAGAAUAGUGACUCCAGCAACUUGUUCUCUGCAACAAGCAACGACGAUAUGUUUGAAUUUUACAAGGCAACCCUUAACUUUGAUGUAGGAAUCAACAAUAGACUCCUUAAGUUACUUGCUGUAGUGAUUUCAAAAAAUCAAGAUCAAGCACACUCUGAAAAAGUCUUUAGCCUGAUUUUGUCUCACAAUCAAAUUUUGAAGUGCUUACUUGGUCAUGAAGAGGCUUUAAAAGUUCGAAUUCUUGAAGUGAUAGAUGCAGUGACUACUGCAAACCAUCAAUUGAUGGAACCUAAACUUGUGCCGGUUUUGCUUGGAGCAUACAACGCCUCACUUAAUCUCAGUGAUCAAAUUAUUUUGAAGCUUCUACAGAAGUACGAAAAGAAAGGAGUUAGUUUCAAAGAGUUUCAACCUCUGUUGUGGGGAGACGCUGCUACCACUCGAUACUCUCUCAGAUCUCAGCUAGGCCAGUCUUUAAAAAAUCUACCAAGCCCUAGCCAGGUUCUGAAGAAUCUAGAUCCAUCCAGAGUUUCCGCAACUCUGAAUAACUUUCCACUUGAUCGAGGUUUUGAGGAGGUGCUAUCAGUAGGAGACGGGAGAGUUUAUGACCCAGCGUUCCUGCUACCCUUGUUUGCCUACAUUCUGCUUCCAGAAGUUCCACUACAGCCAUGGCUUUUUACCAGGAAUGCAUUGCCCAUCACGCUGAUGGCUCUUUCGUCAAAUGUUAGUGAAAUGCGGAGACUGGCCAUGCUGACGAUAUCAAGAUUGUAUUUCCAUUAUGAAGCUGGAAAGAUAUCUUUUGAGAAUAAACUGUGGUUGAAUUUUAUGGACACAGUGAGGCUAACUAUCAGCAACUGUGCAGAUUUACAGCUUGCGCCUGUUAUUGCCUUGUUCUUGGCGCGUUCAUCUCAAGUCAUCUCAAACCCAGAACACGACUUGUACACAAUCUUGAACAAGUUUUUGCUUGCUAAGUCUUCGAUUGAUACAAGCACACUUCCAGAGUUCUUGCGCCUCUUGCACAGUUCCGUACCAGGACAUAAGACUCAAAGGCAGUGGAUGCUGAAUUUGAUGAAGGAUGGAAUGCGAACACAGAAAGACUUCGACUUAUUCUUUUCAUCCUUUGCUUUUAAAAUCCUUUCUUGUCUCUACAAUUCGCCUCUUUCAGAUCCCAAGUCAAAGAUUGAUGUUCUGCAAGUCAUUGCUGCUGUUGCCAAAAUACCUGGUGCUUCCAAGAGACUCCUCUCAAGUUCUGGGCUCAUGAGUUGGAUUGCUGGGGCAAUCGUGUCUCUCCCCCCAGCUGCAACGAGUGACAUUGCUGAGAACCUCAUUACACUGUUGCAGAAUAUUUGGGAAAAUUCUGAUGUGCCUAAUAUUCAAGACACCGUUCUUUACUCUGUUUCCUUGCUAAUCAAGAAAAUCCCAGCUCAAAGCAAGCUACUUCUCCCCCUGAUCAAGCUAUUGACAUCAAUUUUCCGCGGGAAUGCAGCUGCGAAGGAAAGCAUUGCUGCAGAGGAAUUGGUCCACAUUCUUGAUUUGUGUAAAAAAGCAGGCAUUCGGAAUUACUGUCUAUGCAAGGAUUUGUUACAAUUAAAAGUUGCUGGAGAUUGUGAAUUUGAACAAUCCGACUUGGAGAGGGAAAUGCAGGAUCUAAUCUGCCAGUGGAUUUUAUAAAUAAAAUAUGUUUUAAUUAAUUGACAACC
Neocloeon triangulifer is the source of this 5979-nucleotide messenger RNA. RefSeq names its product nucleolar pre-ribosomal-associated protein 1. Gene Ontology annotation, biological process: maturation of LSU-rRNA from tricistronic rRNA transcript (SSU-rRNA, 5.8S rRNA, LSU-rRNA); maturation of 5.8S rRNA from tricistronic rRNA transcript (SSU-rRNA, 5.8S rRNA, LSU-rRNA). Gene Ontology annotation, cellular component: nucleolus. The coding region runs from base 251 to 5950 and encodes 1899 amino acids. The record is from RefSeq and is a predicted model, not a curated record. The transcript is spliced from 28 exons. Lineage: Eukaryota; Metazoa; Arthropoda; Insecta; Ephemeroptera; Baetidae.